Molecule: messenger RNA, 560 nt
Organism: Pecten maximus
Lineage: Eukaryota; Metazoa; Mollusca; Bivalvia; Pectinida; Pectinidae
Exons: 4
Coding region: 207-560 (117 amino acids)
Molecular function (GO): methyltransferase activity
Source: RefSeq, a predicted model, not a curated record
AUUGAUUUCACUUCUAUAUCAGGCUUAUUAAUUUUCCAAUCUACCAUACCGUGUCAUUCACUUUAACCAGUUAUCCACCGAUUUGUACUGCAAAUCGUAUACAUUGAAAGAAUAAUUAUGUUGAAGGAUUUCAAAACAUUUUAGAAGCAAGAGGACCUGUUCCAUAAAGUCAACAAUUGUUAACAGCGGCAAAAACACCACAGACCAUGUCCAGUUUUCCGACAAUGAAGAUGAACAGUAGAUUUACCAGAGGUGUAGACGAUAUGUACAAUGUCCACGGUCACGCUGGCAAUCUCUGUCGGGAGGCAAUUUUAGAAGGUUUAGGCAGAAUAAUUCAUUCAAGAUCAGACAAACCGUCAGUAGAACCAGUAACCAUAGCAGACUUCGGAACUGCAGAUGGACGUGCUUCUCUUUCCCUCGUCAAUGAAAUGAUAGAUGUUAUACAGAAAGGCCUUAACAAGAAUCAUCCAAUUGUUGUGUACUACAACGACCAGCCAAUGAAUGACUUUAACCUUCUCAGCAAAGCUAUCCAAGGUUGUAUAAAUGAUAACAAAGUAUAA